Didymodactylos carnosus is the source of this 585-nucleotide messenger RNA. Lineage: Eukaryota; Metazoa; Rotifera; Eurotatoria; Philodinida; Philodinidae. The record is from the annotation of a GenBank genome assembly.
AUGUUAUCUAAAUCACCCAUACCAUCUACCUGCGAUGUUCCAUCUUCGACUAAUGACGUUUUUAAUAUUUUCUCACCUCGACAUACUCUAGUUCGUAAACAAGCUGAAGAAAAUUAUUUGGAUACAGCGAACAAAAAAAGAAAAAAGUACGACGAACAUCUCAAUAAUUUAGCCGAACAGUUCAAAUUACGUGAUUGCGUUAGUAUUCCAAUACAUUCUGUUGAUCGUACAAAUACCGAUGCCAAAUUACUUCCAUGCUUGAUUAUUGCAAAAGAAAAAAAAGGUGACGAUGUUGGAUUUCGAUUGGCUUGCCAGUUUGGUGAAAUACAAAAUUGGUACACAAUAGAAUCACUUGUUGAUUUGAGGUCUUCAUGUCCAUCUCAAUUAAAAUCUAUAGACAUUAAUAAUCUGGAUGGAAUAACAUUUAUCGAAGCAUGUAAAUUAUUUGUUCGUGGGGCGGUGAAUGGUGCUACUUGUGAUUGUAAGGGUCAAUGUGAUACAAAACAUUGUACAUGUAAAAAAAAAGACGUGUUUUGUUCCACAAAAUGUCAUUCAAAACGUGGAAAUUGUAAAAAUAUGAAAUAG